AUGGAGCACGAUGCGCUAGUCCAUGGGUAUUCACAUCUCAAGAGCUUAAGCAGAGAAAAAGAAGCUUUACAUACUCUAAGGAAGAUAGCCUCACUGGUAAAGCCUAUCAUGAGAGCGCGCAACUGGACAGUGGGUAUAUUAGCAGAGUUCUACCCUGAUCAAAAGAACUUGCUUGGAAUAAAUCAGAACCGUGGUGAGAAGAUAUGCCUACGGUUGCGAUAUCCUAGCGACGUAAACCAAUUCUUGCCAAUCGAACAAGUCGUCGAUACUAUGCUUCAUGAGCUCGCACAUAAUGUACAUGGCCCUCACAAUGAACAGUUUCACGCGUUAUGGGAUCAAGAGCGCAAGGAAUACGAGGCUCUUUUGUCUAAGGGCUACAGUGGCGAAGGAUUUCUGUCAAAUGGGCGUCAACUCGGAGGAAGAAGAAUACCGAUGCAUGAAGCCAGAAGGCUCGCGCGUGCAGCCGCGGAGAAGCGCGCUACUCUCUCAUCGGGCUCUGGUCAAAAGCUAGGUGGACGACCGCUCAGAGUCGGAACAGAUAUACGGAAAGUUAUUGUCGAUGCUAUUGAGCGUCGCGGUACGGUUCUGAAAGGUUGUGGUUCCGCCGAGAAGAAUGACGAUGAGAUUGAAUAUCUUGCUACCCGAGCCGUACAAAAUGGAUUCAAAACAAAGGCAGAAGAGGAUGAAGCAAAUGAUCGAGCUAUUGCCGCUGCUGUCUGGGAGUUGAUACAGGAAGACCAGAAAAACGAAUAUGGUGAUAAUUAUGUACCUUCUACACCCGCAAAUCCAACAGGAAAUGGGGGAGGCACUGUUGGUGUUUCGAAGCGGAUCAAGACUGAACCGUCAUCUUCAAAACCUGCAAGUCCGUCGCAGUCAUUACCAAUUCCUCCGAGACAGGCCCCCAAGCAUAUCAGCCGUCUGGUCGGUGAAUCUUCCUCCAAAAGAUCGAAGCCCGAAAUGCCCAAGGCAGUCCAGCCUCCAGAUUCUUCAUCAGCAUCUGAAAUGACGGGAUGGACGUGUGAAAUUUGUACUCUACAUAAUCCUAUCAAUUAUCUAUGCUGUGAUGCAUGCACGACAGAGCGACCGCCGGCGGUCACCAAAAAGCUAGCGGAAGCCUCUAGACCGAAAGCUGCUACGGCUUUCAAACCAGACACCCAGAAUUCGACAUGGACAUGUUCGAGAUGUACCACCAUCAUGGAAGACAAAUGGUGGACUUGCAAUACUUGUGGCAAGAUGAAGGAAAGCUCCUGA
Glarea lozoyensis ATCC 20868 is the source of this 1251-nucleotide messenger RNA. RefSeq names its product Ran BP2/NZF zinc finger-like protein. The coding region runs from base 1 to 1251 and encodes 416 amino acids. The record is from RefSeq and is a predicted model, not a curated record. The transcript is spliced from 2 exons. NCBI's taxonomy places the organism in Eukaryota, Fungi, Ascomycota, Leotiomycetes, Helotiales, Helotiaceae.